AGCUGAUCCGGGGAAAGAAAAUCGGAAGGAAGGUGCAACUACAUAAACAAGACAGUAUGUGCACAUACUGCGUACACAUUUACGGCGAAUUUAACAUGUUGCAUUUGUUUUUCCCCUGAAAAAUGAACGCGGUUUAACGCAUGGAUAAAUCUUUCCCUGAGAUCUCCGUGGAAAAGGUCUUUCUCUCAGCAUCUCACGGUUACUAUGAUAGCUGUGGAGCGAUCGCGCCUGAAGGUGAAACAAGAGGCUUUUGAUUCAAAAUGACUGCGAGCUCUCGGUGUCGAUGGAGUCUCUGAACGCCGUGGAGCUCCGUGAACUGGGGGAUGGGAGUAGGGGAGAACCUCAUCAGGCCUCUUCAGGACCGCGGACAGCGGCCGGCAUUGAAAACGCAUCGUUCGAAGAUGAGGAACGGGGAACGAGGAUCCGAGUUACUUCCAGAACAACUGGACCUUCAUCACUGCCUGUUCAAAGAGACGUGCCGUCACCGCGUUCCGAAGAGGAACCUGAGCUCGUGUAUCACGACCAUUCGGUGGAUUACGGGUUCAUAUGCGCGCUGAUGUUCCUCGUGAGCGGAAUUAUGUUGGUGACAAUCGCCUAUACGAUUCCCAGAGAGGCUAAAGUCAACCCGGACCAAGUGACAGCGCGCCAAAUGGAGAAACUGGAGAUGUACUAUGCGCAACUCGGUUCUCACCUCGACAAAUGCAUCAUUGCGGGACUUGGUUUGCUUACUCUGGGAGGAAUGUUGUUAUCUAUUUUGUUAAUGGUGGCUAUAUGUAAAGGGGAACUGUAUCGUCGAAGGACUUUCUCCAGAAGACCCAUGAAAUCGUACGGAUCUAUUAAUAUGAGAAUGAGGCAGUUGGCUGAGGGCGACGGGCGAGAAACGCUCGUGGAAUGUGAACAGAACGCCACCGAGGACGCCGCGAACGGUAAUCGAGCUCCUCCUGGAACGCAAAACACGUAGCACAACUGAACCACAAAUGUCAAAUAGACUUGAAUUGUCUGGGGAAAUAAAAGUGCUUGCAAGGCAGCAAAUAUUUCAAAGAUCAGAUUUGGAAAUGUGUGUUUAAAAGACAUGGAAAUGUCCAUGUCUGUUUAGGUCUAAUAUUCCGGGUUCAUUAAAAGAUCAGUUAACAGCAUUUGUGGCAUAUUGCUGAUUACUUCAAAAAUUAUUAUUAUUAUUAUUAUUAUUUUGACUCGACCCACCUUUGCUUUAAAAAAAAAAAAAGUGUUCAAUUUAUGACAUAAAACCUGUAAUCCCAGUAAAUAAGAAUUUGAACAGAUUUAAACGGAUAAGAAUUAAUCUGUUUGUAUAACAUUAUAAGAUUCACACUUCUGCAUUGAAACCCUCCAAAAAUUGCCCCAUUCACUUCCAUUGUAAAUACCUUAAACUCGAUUUUUGCUUUUUAUUUUAUUAAAAUAAUGGGACGAGUCAAUAAAAAAAAAAAAAAAAAAAAACAUUAUGCCAUGAAUGCUGUUGAUUGAGAUUAACUUGUAUUGAAUUGUACUUGUAUUGUACUUUUAUUAUUCUUAUAAUUCCAUACUUGCAUACUCUAAAAAGUAAUAAAUAAAUAAAAACGUGUUUUUGCUGAUGUAGGCAUUUGAAAUCGACAUACUUUAUCUUCCGAGAAAACUAGCCAAAUAUAUUGAUGACAUCAUCUUGCACUUGUGGGCGUUCCCAACUGUUGUCCAAUAACAUUCUUGCCAGAGUGAGAAUCGGCAAUAAAACAAGGAGUCUUGAUUGGAGUCUUUACAUUUGGCUAAAACAUUUCAGCUGCAUUAAUUGCAGAAACUGUGAGACAAAACACUCAAAAAAUAUUUCAGUCAGAUUCGGCGUAAACGUUGCAAAACUGGCUGAAAUAUUUUUUAAGUAAAAUACAAAUAGAAUGUUUAAAGAAUGUCAAUACAGUGCUGCCUUGCAAGUAGGCGACUAAUGAGUUUUAACCAAGCUGAAAGAAUUUGUGAAACACAUAAUGUGACAACUGGUGCUUAAAGAGAAUUUCAAAACUCAAAAAGCCGACAGAAAGCAGGCCUUUGAAUGAAAGCACAAUGGUCAACGGUCAUAAAAGCGUAAUAUAACUCAACAUGCUGCAAAAUAAACCACCAUCAGCUACAAAACUUGAACUAAAUGUUUGUGUAAUCUACAACAUCACUUAAAGACACUAUGAGUGGAAUAUAUACAAGCUGUUAUGAUGCAAUAUGCCUUAAAACAUUAAACAUUUAAGCUUGUUUGUAUUUGUGUAAUGUUAGCGUUUUAUUUAGGACAUUGAUGUAUAUGUGGUCAUACACUUGGUCAGUGACAGAGACAUAUGAAUGCUUAACAUUUUGAACUAAAUAUCAAUUUUACAAUAUCUGAUAUAUAUAUGGUAAUUAUGUAGAUAUAGGCUGAAUGACAUUUGUGCAGUAGAAAAUAUAGGCCUACAUAUUGCCAUAUCAAUGUUCAGGUUAAACAAUACUUUGUUGUUGUUUUCUCAAUAGACAACUGACAAAACAAUUCAGAUAUAGGCCUACUUUAUGCUUUAAUAAUAUGCUCACCCCUUUUAAGACAAAGUUAUUGUAAUAGCACAUAAGUAUAGGACAUUAUGACCAGAUAUGACAUUCGUAUGUAGCCUGCAAGAAAAACAGCCAGAUUGUAAUCAAACUAAGCAGAAACAUAAGCAGACGUAUUCUUCUUCUUAAAUGUAAUAACGACUAACCUGUAAUAUUAUAUUUCUGAAUGUGAGGUAUUAGAAGAUAUGUACAUAGUCUAUUGCUCUGUGCAGUACAGCUUUAUACUGGCAACUCAUGAAACUAACACAAAUAGUAGGGGUGACAGUAAGGCACUUACAAUGGAAGUGAUGGGCCCAUUUUUGGAGGGUUUAAAGGCAAAAAUGUGAGGGUUAUCAUUUUAUAAAAGCACAAAAAAUAAUUGCUCUUUUAAAAUCUGUUUAUUAUUUGAGAUGUAAAGUUGUUUUAGUGGCAGACUACACUGUUCUAGGCGGAUUGCAGGGUUAUUCUGUCGUCAUGGCAACAAAGUUGUACAAAUAGAUGUAACUUUACACAGAAAAGGUUAUUAAGCAAAUUUGAUCACACUAAAAUCAUGUUAACACAUAUAAUGCUUGUGUCUUGUGGAUACACUUUUGAAACAGUGAGUAUUUUAAUGUUUACAGAUUGGCCCCCAUUCACUGCCAUUGUAAGUGUCUCAUUGUAAAACAGAUUUUUGCUUUUUAUAAAGAAAAGGAGGGACGAGUCGAAAUUAAUUAUUGUGGUAAAUCAAUAUUACGCUUCAAAUGCUGUCAGUUGAGCUUACGUUUUUAUUUUUAUUAUUGAAUCAGUAAUAUUCCUUUUUAAAAAAAGCAAAAAUGCAGUUACAUUACAUUGCAAGUGAAUGGGGCCAGUCCAUAAACACUUAACACAGGAUACAUUGUUUCAAAUGUAUAGCCACAAGAUGUAAACAAUAUGCUGGUUGACAUGAUUUUAGUGUGAUGAAAUUGUUUACUAACCUUAUCUGUGUACUAACCUUAACCGUAGUUGCCAUGACAACGCAACACAGGUAAACCCUAUAAGCGAUUUAAUCACACUUAAAUCAUGUAGAACAGAAAUAAACACACUAGAGUCGUGUUAACACAUGUAAUGUUUAUGACUCGUGGCUAUACUUUUGAAACAGUGUGUAUUUUAAUGUUUAUUUCCAUUCACUCCCAUUGUAAGUGCCUCACUGUAACUGCAAUUUUUAGAUAAACAAGGGACAAGUUGAAAAUAUAUUUUUGUGGCAAUCCAGAUCAUGCUACAAAUGCUGUCGACUGAGCUUAACUUGUUUAUAUCCAAAGCGACUUACAAAUGAGACACAUAGCAAGCAAUUUGUCAUACAAAGUUUAACAACAUCUGCUGUAUAGGACUGCCAAGAUCUCACAGUGGCUGGAGUAGUAACAAUGCUUGCACAGAAGAACGAGACAGACAAGGAUUUACUAGACAGGGUACACUAUUAAGAAAAGAUGACUUGAGGAUUCACUGACAAACAAUUGUCACUGUUACACUAAAAUACUGUUUGCAUCCAAUGGUUAAUGUGAGCACAUAGUAUCCAAGGUAGGUCUUUCCAAUAGCAUUAUGAAUAAAAUAUCAACUAAAUAAGUGUAUAUUUACCUUCCAGUAAAAAGUAAAUGACAUUCCAGCUUCUAAAAUUGAUUCUUUACAUAAUACAGUAUUUACAAUGACAAGUCUAAUCAUUGUUUGAACUUUACUAUAUAUUGUCCUUUUAAAAAAAAAAUGUUUGUAUGAGGUGUAUAAAGUGUGAUGCCUCCAGCAUGGAUCUAAAGACUCUAUUUAGAAUAUUAUGUCAUAAUCGAGUUUCACUUUCAAGUGUCGCUUGAUGCAUCACUAUGUGCUCUUCAAAUGCUGAAGAAAGUGUGAUGGAUUUGCUGUAGUUUUUUGAUGUCCCUUUUUUUUUUAUUGCAUUAUGAAAUUAUAGUAAAUAUAUGUCAUUUAUUAACUUUAAGAUGUUGGAUAUAGUGUGAGGUGAAAAGAGACUGGGAGAGGGGAAAUUGGUUAAUUGCUUUCUUGUCUUUAAUUGUGUAAAAUAUUGUCUUGUAAGCACAGAGGAAUUAGGGUUGAGCACACUAAGCAUUUAUCUGGAGAUUACACCAAGUCUGUACACAAACACACUGUUGGCCUUUUAACACAGUCACAUUGCUCAUGCACAAGCCACUAUAUGAAUGUUCUUCACUCAAAGUUUAAGUGGCAUCAUGAAGUGUUUCACGCUCUCAUCAUAAAAACCACAAGGGUCAAUUUAUAGACUGAAUAGGAAAGAAAAAGUCAUAUUGGCUAUUUUGGGAAUGGAAUACUAGCAUACUGUACAGUAUAUUAUGUAUUGUAGUUGUUCGGGAUAAUCAGAUGCAGCUGUUUGUCUUUUGUUACCAAAUUAACAUCAUUAUAAAAUCUGUGAAGGUAAUCAUAGCAGUGAGCUAUAUUAUUCAUACAGAGCUCAUAUUGCUGAAGUUGAACACAGUACACAAUACUAAUGUGGUCCAUAAAGACUGUUAUUUCUGUCAAUGUUUCUCGUCUCUUUUAUUCAAACUGUGCAGUAGUACCACGGUGCUUUUUGGCUCAAUCACUCUGUCUUUAACUCUAGAGAGCAGGGGUAAUUGAAUUGCAUGUGUUCAAGGUGAGUUGUGCAGUUUAAGUCUGUAACUUUUCCUAUAUGUUAAAAGCAAACGUUUCACCUUUUUUAUACUGUUUAAAUGCGUGAAAUAAAGCUUUUUCUUGUAAUGCCUGUAGAUUGAACUGACUGAUUAAUUACUGUAGUGACACCAUGGUACAGUUAUGGCAUGAGAUGGCACUUUCA
Xyrauchen texanus (razorback sucker) is the source of this 5314-nucleotide messenger RNA. Its product is annotated as transmembrane protein 74B-like. NCBI's taxonomy places the organism in Eukaryota, Metazoa, Chordata, Actinopteri, Cypriniformes, Catostomidae. The coding region runs from base 284 to 961 and encodes 225 amino acids. The transcript has 2 exons. The record is from RefSeq and is a predicted model, not a curated record.